Messenger RNA from Carica papaya (papaya), 1704 nucleotides. Its product is annotated as IQ domain-containing protein IQM3. Lineage: Eukaryota; Viridiplantae; Streptophyta; Magnoliopsida; Brassicales; Caricaceae. The record is from RefSeq and is a predicted model, not a curated record.
GGUGAUGGUACUAAAGGCGGCGGCACUGGCGAAGAAACUGUGACGGUCGGGAAGUUGAGUGGGGAAGACGCGCCUGGUGGCGCGUUAAACGGGUUGAGUACUGCGGCUGUGAAGCUGCAGAAGGUCUACAGGAGUUACCGUACCCGCCGUAGGUUAGCGGACUCCGCAGUCGUCGCCGAAGAAAUGUGGUGGCAAGCUAUAGAUUAUGCAAGAUUGAACCACAGCACGAUAUCGUUUUUCAAUUUCGCGAAACCUGAGACCGCGGCCUCUAGGUGGAGUCGUAUCAGCUUGAAUGCUUCCAAGGUUGGCAAAGGUUUGUCUAAAGAAGGCAAAGCACAGAAGUUGGCUUUUCAGCAUUGGAUUGAAGCAAUUGAUCCGCGACAUCGAUAUGGACAUAGCUUACAUUUGUACUAUGAAGAAUGGUGUAAAGUUGACUCCGGUCAGCCAUUUUUCUACUGGUUAGACAUUGGAGAUGGCAAGGAGCUUGACCUUAAAGAAUGCCCAAGAGAAAAACUUCGGCAACAAUGCAUUAUAUACCUUGGUCCUCAAGAGAGGGAAGAAUAUGAGUUUGUCGUUGUGGAAGGAAAGAUUAUUCACAAACUAACUGGAACUUUCCUAGACACGAAAAGUGGAUCUCAAGGGACCAAGUGGAUAUUCGUUAUGAGCACUUUUAAGAAACUCUAUGCGGGUCUGAAAAAGAAAGGAAGGUUCCAUCAUUCCAGCUUUUUGGCUGGGGGGGCAACAUUAGCAGCUGGACGGCUAGAGGCUGAAAAUGGGACUCUCAAGACCAUCUCUGCAUAUAGUGGGCAUUACCGGCCAACAGAUGAAAGCCUUAGCACCUUUUUAUCUUUCCUCAAGGAAAACGGGGUGAAUCUUAAUCAAGUUCAGGUAAAUAAGGCCAACGAAGAAUCUGAUAGCUACGAUGAUGGAAAAUACAAUGGCAUUGAGAAUACAGUCAAUGUUUCCACAAAACCAGACUCUGCUGAACCUAAGACCUCCGAAGAAGAGGAGAAGAACUUGUCUGUGGAAUCAUCUGAAGUUGACCAAAAAGAGGCCAAAGCCAAUUACCAGAGGACAUUAUCUGGCGGUCUUCAAAGUCCAAGAAUUGAGGUGCCUAAAACUGCUGUACUGCAAAGAAUCAGCUCCAAGAAAGCAGCACAAUCAUAUCAGUUAGGCCACCAGCUCUCUCUCAAGUGGACAACAGGUGCUGGCCCAAGAAUUGGAUGUGUUGCUGACUACCCAGCGGAAGUGAGGAUGCAGGCACUGGAGUUUGUGAACCUAUCUCCAAGGUCUCCUCCUACCCCGUCUACCUAUAGGCAUAUUGCUGGACUCGUUUCGCCUACAGCUCAGUACAAAUGGGUCACGUCACCUACACCGCAGCACAAGUCGGAUAACUGUAAUGGCGAUGGGAGCUCUGAUGUGGGAAUUUCCAUGAAUCACUAAUUUUUCCUACUUCCUGUCUAAUGCCUUUUCUUUUCACUGUAAAUACCUGGUACUGCCUUUGUGUUACUUGAUCUUUUCAGUAGUGGUUAUAGUCUUAUCUAUGUUGCCUGUGUCACUUUUCAACAUCACUAGUUUCAACAUUAGUCACAGUAGAUGAGUACCAUAUAUUCUCUGGAUGUUCAAAGUUGACAUUUCCCUACCCCCACCCCCAAUGAGAAAAAUCUGGCCUCGUUUGACUUGCAAAGUCAUGGGAUGACAAAA